Messenger RNA from Cynara cardunculus var. scolymus (artichoke), 1274 nucleotides. Its product is annotated as S-type anion channel SLAH1-like. Bases 61 to 1185 code for a protein of 374 amino acids. Gene Ontology annotation, biological process: intracellular monoatomic ion homeostasis; transmembrane transport. The transcript is spliced from 2 exons. Lineage: Eukaryota; Viridiplantae; Streptophyta; Magnoliopsida; Asterales; Asteraceae. Gene Ontology annotation, cellular component: membrane. The record is from RefSeq and is a predicted model, not a curated record. Gene Ontology annotation, molecular function: voltage-gated monoatomic anion channel activity.
AAUGCACCAAUAACUUGUAUCGACCUAUAGAAAACCUAUAAGCUUUUCACAACUCCAACAAUGGUACAACCCGAAUCGAAACUGGAUGUGGUCAUCAUCGCCCCUCCAACCAUCGAACACCAAGAAGAACCCGUUAAGCUAUCGAGUAGUAAGAAUCAAGAAAAACCCUCGAAGCCAUCGAUCAUGGUUAACAUCAAUGCAAGCUACUUUAGGGUUUGCAUAUCUCUUGGUGGUCAAGCCUUGCUGUGGAAAACCCUAAGUGAAAAAACAGACAUCCCACCUAACUUUCAUAAUCUGUUCACCAUGUUACCAUCGACCGCUUUUGUCCUCCUUUGGUGUGUCGCGCUCUGCGUGUUGGUGUCUCUAUCGAUCCUUUACGCUAUGAGGUGCAUUUUCUACUUCAACAUGGUGAAAGCUGAAUUCCAUCACCAUGUAGGAGUAAAUUACCUGUUUGCACCAUGGAUUUCAUGGCUCCUAUUACUUCAAUCUGCCCCAUCGUUCAUUUUUCGAAAUAAAUACUCUUACGAAUAUGUAUGGUGGCUACUGAUCAUCCCCGUCGUAGGUCUUGAUGUUAAGGUAUACGGACAGUGGUUCACGACCGAAAAGAGGUUUCUGUCGAUGGUGGCUAACCCUACGAGCCAACUUUCAGUGAUAGGGAAUUUUGUUGGAGCCCAUGCUGCCAUUAAAAUGGGGUGGAGAGAAAGUGGUACAUGCUUAUUUACAUUGGGACUGACUCAUUACAUGGUGGUUUUCAUCACCCUUUAUCAGAGGUUAUCUGGCAGUAAUCACCUCCCUUCCAGGCUCAGACCAGUUUUCUUCCUCUUUGUAGCCACCCCGAGCAUGGCGGCCUUAGCUUGGAAAUCCAUUAAUGGAAGCUUUGAUGUCCAAUGCAAAAUGCUGUUUUUUCUAUCCUUGUUUCUUUUUGCAUCUUUGGCUAGUAGGCCGAUGCUUUUUAAGAAAUCAAUGAAAGAGUUUAGCGUGGCAUGGUGGGCUUUCUCUUUCCCGCUCACCUUCCUUGCUCUAGCCGCAACAGCAUACGCUCAUCAAGUGAAGUGUGUCGUCGCAAGCGGAUUGGCAAUACUUUUGUCAGCAAUUUCUGUUCUUGUUUUUAUCUUCUUGCUGGUCUUCUCCACUUUGAAGAUCGACUCUCUUUUUGCCAAUCCAAAAUCACAUCUGAUGUACUAAAACGUGGUUUUAAGAAUGUGUUAUGCAAAAUAAGAAUUAGAAUCAAAAUAUGUUGCAUUUUCGUACAAUUUUUAUCUUUAUAUAUGUAU